AUGCAAGAUAUGGCACCUCUCCCACCAGACAGAUGCCGAGAAGCCUUUCCGUUUGAGAACUCCGGAAUAGAUUACGCGGGUCCACUGUACGUCAAAAGUGGAAGAGAAUUAUCCAAGACAUAUGUUUUACUGUUUACAUGUGCUGUAAAUAGAGCCGUGCAUUUAGAACUUACAGCUGACCUUUCAACAGAAAAAUUUUUGCUUGCAUUUAGACGGUUCAUAGCGAAAAGACGCUUGUGCCGAAUAGUGUAUACCGAUAACGCCAAAACCUUUAAAAGAGCGGAAAAAGAAUUAGAGCUAUUGAACGAGGUGAUUAAAAACAAUAAGGUUCAAGACGAGUUCUCUAAGCAAGGAAUCAAAUGGAGAUUUAUAGUUGAGAGGGCGGCAUGGUGGGGAGGCUUUUGGGAGCAUAUGGUUCAGUCUCUGAAAGCUCUUUUGAAGAGAAUCCUAGGCAAAUCAUCCUUGACAUUCAGGGAAUUACAGACAGUCAUAACAGAAGUGGAAGCUAUAUUAAACUCCAGACCUUUAACAUUUACCUACUCGGAUCUAGGAGAGCCAGAAUCUUUGACCCUGGUCACUUCUUAA
This is a messenger RNA of Stegodyphus dumicola, 585 nucleotides long. RefSeq lists its product as uncharacterized. Lineage: Eukaryota; Metazoa; Arthropoda; Arachnida; Araneae; Eresidae. The record is from RefSeq and is a predicted model, not a curated record.